This is a messenger RNA of Arthroderma uncinatum, 1875 nucleotides long. RefSeq lists its product as uncharacterized. Lineage: Eukaryota; Fungi; Ascomycota; Eurotiomycetes; Onygenales; Arthrodermataceae. The record is from RefSeq and is a predicted model, not a curated record. Bases 1 to 1875 code for a protein of 624 amino acids. The transcript is spliced from 2 exons.
AUGAACCCUCGAACAGGCGGAGCGUACACCUCCGCUCCUGACACACCGUCUCCCAUCUUCCCCGAGCGGCUCAUCCGGCCGCUGCCCAAGAGACCGCUGCGUUCCCGUCUCUCCUCCGACGCUGCAGACACCAUCCUCUACCCUCCCUCACAGCCGACCACACAGCUCUUCUACGGGGCCUACUCGACCACCGGAGACUCCCUGAACGACGCCAAGGUCUACGUCCAGCGUAACAUCUACGGCUACGAACACAGUGCUGACGGUGGUGACGGGGACCACGACCACCACGACCACCACCAUGACCAUCACCACCACGACCACCACGAUCAUGACCACGAACAUGACCACGACCACCACGAACACGAACACGACCACCACGACCGCCACCCUUAUGAGGACGGGCUGGAGUCGGGUGAAGAUGACGGACCGGUGGUUGUCCGUCGAGGUGUAGGGUUCCAGCGAGCUUCGGUUCCGUCGUCUGCGGUGGGUGGCGCAAAGGGGGCAUCGACCGGCACCCAGGACGGCUAUGAUGCGUUUGAAAAUACAAAUAAUAAGAAAAAGAGGAAGAUACCUACGUCCGGCGGGUUAGGAUGCCAUUCCAGCCUCUCCUCAGAGAUUGCAAGCUUGUCUUGCAGCGGGGGUUCUGGUGCUUCGAUUUCAGUGGACGAUGGCAGCGGGUCGGGUUCAUACUACGGCUCAGGGAACCCUGCCUCCCCCGUUGGAACUGCUGGCAUGUCAGGUAAAGGUCGAUAUGGAAGGAAUGGCUCUGGCCGUGGUGCUACCGCCCGGACACCGCUCGCUGCCCAUUCACCGAACUCAUGGUCCACCGGUCGACGUCACGAUAGUGCCCUGGCCCAGGAAAACUUUGAACCAGGUAAAGACCAAGGUAUAAUAUCUGCAGCAAUAGCCAAUGCCGCUGCAGCUCUCUCUUCGUCCGCUCCCCAGGGCCAAAAGAGUAUCAACUUGCUCGACCAGACCAAAAGAUCGGCCCCGGCCAAAACGCAAUUCACGUUUACCUGCGAGUCAGAUUCCUCUAGAGGCAUGGCCUGGCAGUCCGCACACCCGUACUCUCUCCCCGAACACCACCGCUCCGUUGCUCAACCCCCCUUGCCAGGCCAACGGGGGUUCUCUACCCAAGGAACCCAGACAAGUCCCAACAUGGCCACCCAAGCAAACCACCAACAACAACAGCAACAGGCUCGUCAACAGCAGCAGCAGCAGCAACAACAACAGCAACAGCAACAGCAGCAACCACCAGGUCAAACCCAGACACCAGCUCCACCGCCUCGAAAACCUCGUCGUUCCGCCCGUGCUAUCUACGCCCACGCCGCCCGCCAACGUCGCAUCCAACAACAAUAUACCAACCUCCACCACCCGCCUGACCUCGAAAGCAUCUGGAUCUGUGAAUUCUGCGAAUACGAAAGCAUCUUCGGCCAUCCUCCUGAAGCUCUAAUUCGACAAUAUGAAAUAAAGGACCGCAAGGAACGCAGACGAUUAGCUGAGAAGCGCCGAUUACUUGAAAAGGCCAAGAUGAAGGGCCGCAAGGGGAAGAAGGGGAAUAAGAACGCCGCCAAACAGAAUGCUGCUGCACUGCAUGGUCAGAGUCAGGGCCACGUUGACCGAGCUCCUCAUCCGAACGAUCAGAAUAUACCACCCGAUCACGACGAUAAUGGCGAAGAGUACGAUGAUGAUUAUGAAGAUGAUGGACAUGACGAUAUACAUACAGACGCAGCCCCGCGUAUCCCACCCUCAAUCCCCAAACACCAUCACCCUCCGUCCCCGCCGAAUUCAAUGCAAGAUGGUACCGGUGGUUGCGGCGGCCUGCAGUCGGGAAAAGUUCCAGCUGGUGGAGGAGGUCCUGGACGAGCUGGUUGA